Messenger RNA from Cataglyphis hispanica, 2617 nucleotides. It is a transcript of the gene Dtd, whose product is annotated as D-aminoacyl-tRNA deacylase 1-like. The transcript has 11 exons. Gene Ontology annotation, biological process: tRNA metabolic process. Gene Ontology annotation, molecular function: D-tyrosyl-tRNA(Tyr) deacylase activity. NCBI's taxonomy places the organism in Eukaryota, Metazoa, Arthropoda, Insecta, Hymenoptera, Formicidae. The record is from RefSeq and is a predicted model, not a curated record. The coding region runs from base 571 to 2559 and encodes 662 amino acids. Gene Ontology annotation, cellular component: cytoplasm; Golgi apparatus.
AAAAGUGAGAAAAUUCACUAGAAUAUCUACAAUUUCAUUUGUUGAAAUCUAGUAAAUCUGCUCACUUUUGUAAUUUUCACCUCGUUUCGUGAACCGUAAUAGCUCCCCAGAUGGUAUAGGAAGAGUGUCAGAGAGAGAGCUGCUCUACUCUGGAACAAUUGCACACAUUCAGAGAAAAAGAUAUUUAUCGAUAUAGACAUAACAUAUGAUUACGAAUCUUGCGGAAAUUGAGAUUAAGCAGUUUACGAAAUGAAAGCGAUAAUACAACGAGUAUCGAAAGCUUCAGUUUCAGAGUGAGAAAAAUAUUGAAUACCAAACUUUUUGACGACAACAAGGGUAAAAAAUGGGGUGCCAGUGUAGCAGAUAAGAAAUAUGAAAUAUUGUGCAUUAGUCAGUUUACAUUGUAUCAUGUUUUGAAAGGAAAUAAGUUAGAUUUUCAUAAAGCUAUGCCUGCACAAGAAUCAGAACCCUUUUAUAUGAAUUUUCUUGCCACAUUGCGUAGAAAAUAUAUCCCAGAGUUAGUCAAAGAUGCUAGUUGGUGAAUUAUAAUUGUAUUUUUAAUAAUCAACAAUGGCAACUACUGAAAAAAAAAAGAGCAUUGCACAAAGUGAGGAUAGCAAAUCAGAAGAGCAAGAUGAAAAAGAUGAGAAGAUUGUAGAGCUUGAUGCAAAGAAUGUAGAAGACACAUUCAAAAUAAAUAAAUCAAAUAUAGACAAAUCAUCUAUUCCUAAAAAUGAUAUAUUCGUCAAUCAACGACAGUCACAUGGAAGUCAGACAGAUCCUGAAGACACAGAAACUAUGGAGCAAUUAAAAAAUCAGUUGGGUAUAUUAAUGAAUCAAUUGGCUACUCUGUCGGCGGAAAAGUCGAAAAUGGAAGCAAAUUUUCAAGCCGAUAAGAAGCAAUUGAGAAACGAUCGUGACGAAUGUGAGAAAGUAAUUAAAGAUCUAAAAGAGAGACUGAAGAAGGCUCAAAAUGUCAAUCAUUCCGAAAUUGAACAUGUAAAGUGUAAAUUAAUCAUGGAGCGACAUGAGAGGGAGAAAGAACAUGCCGAUUUUGUCAAGAAGAUAAAAGAAUUGCAAAAAUUAUUAUAUGAUGAGCAACGCAGCAAAGAACAAUUAGAGGGGCAACUGAAAACUCAUCUCGCGAAUAAAACACAAUGCAAGAUUCUCGAAGCCGAGCUAGAGAUCACCAAAACCAAACUUAAACAGGCCGAAGAAGCGGCAAAGGAAACACCGCCGCUUCUUGUUUCCUUACAAGCCGAGAUGACGAUGAUGAAGAAACAACAUUUGAAUGCGAUUCGUGAAGAGCAAAAAAGAGUCACCACUGCAGAGCAACAAGCAAGAAGAUCAGUAAUGAUAUAUGAAACAAGAGUGGCCUGUUUAGAGGCUCGUUUAGCUGAACUCUCCGAGAUUGUUGGAGGCUAUGACAGACUGAGACAACAAGAUCAAUUAGCCAUUCAAAAAUUGAAGGAUCAGUUAGCUAUUUUGCAGAAUACUGAGCACAGCGAAGCCGUAAUGUCGAGUAACCAGCCAGAAGAAAUUAUUUCCAAAAUAAAGACUAUGUUUACUUAUUUGUUGGAUCUUGAUAAUCAGAAGAAAGAUUCAACUUAUAUAAAAUCAUUACUCAAUACUUUAGAUCUGCGACAUGAACAUUACAAUUAUAAGGAGAAGUACGACAACCUUUUACAAGAAUUUGAAGAUUAUAAGCAUCAAAUGAUAUAUAAAUAUAAUAUAUCAUCUAAUAUUACUCGUGAUGGUCAACAACAAAAACGGAAUCUAUCUCUGACACAUGAUAAGGAUCAUGAUAAAACUCAAUUAAAUCUUCUCAAAGUGCACAAUAGCAAUUUAGAGGAAAGAAUACGUAUGAUUACUAACGAAAUGUUAAAUAAAGAAAAAAGUUUGCAAGAGCGAUUGGAUCAUCAACAAAAGUUGCUCCAAGAAGAAUGUUCAAAAUUGGAGCAUACAUUGCAUCAAAAAGAAAUCGAAUAUCGUAAUAAAAUAUCUACUCUGGAACAACAAUUACUUCGACAAAGAGAGAGGUCUAUGGCGCUCGUGGACGAAAAAGAUAAAGAGAUAUUAACUUUAAAAACAUCAUUUCGCGCAUUAUUACCUAAUAAGGAUACAGCUGCUGCGACAGAAACUAAGACACAUCUAAAUAGAUACGAGAAUAUCGUCGAACCGGUUACCGAUUUGGUAACAGGAUUAUUGACGAAUGACAGUCCUCCAAUACUGCAUUACAUUCAGGAAUUGGCCAGGAAAGAAGUGCAAGUAUCGUUUUCGAGAAAAAAAGUUUUGGAAUUGGAAGCAUCAUUGAGAGAACAGCAAAGAGAAAUACUUUAUAUGAAAGAGCAACAACAGACUGAAACUAAAUCUUUGAAAGCACAUAUCAUUAGGCUGGAAGCAUGCAAAUCGAGAGAAGGUGCCAAUCUGGAAUAUUUGAAAAAUGUAUUCAUAAAUUACUUAACGACGAAUGAUGCGUCCAGUAAACGGCACAUGUUAAAUGCUAUUUCAACAGUACUGCGUUUCACAUCCGACGAGCUUAGUAAAGUUAAGCAUUAAUAUUAAAGAUAUUUUUAUUAUCAUAUAUAUGUAUAUAUAUAUAUAUAUAUAUAUAUAU